AUGGGCUCUUUCUGCGCUAAGCCUGAUGCGGCUCCCAAGGACGAUGUGCAUGAGGGUGAGAAGAACUACCAGGAGGGAGAGAAGUCUUUCAACGACGCCAAUGUAGAGGCGAAGUCGAAGGAGCAGCCGUGCGAUAAGGCCGACGCGGCAAAGGACGUCGAGGCAACGGACGGCGAGGCAAAGUGCGCCGAGGCGGAGGGCGUCGAGGCAACGGACGGUGAGGCAAAGUGCACCGAGGCGGAGGGCGUCGAGGCAACGGACGGCGAGGCAAAGUGCGCUGAGGCGGAGGACAUGGAGGAGAAGCAGGAAAAGUUCGAGGUGGACCCCAAGAACGAGUCGGAUGAUAUGGAAAGACAGGCGGACGAAAAGCGGGAGGAAUGGGAGCAGAAGGUCGAGGAGGAGGGCCAGCAUAUCACCGACGACACCGAAAACCACAUCAGCUGCAGCGGUUGA
Leishmania major strain Friedlin is the source of this 453-nucleotide messenger RNA. RefSeq lists its product as hypothetical. The transcript has a single exon. Lineage: Eukaryota; Euglenozoa; Kinetoplastea; Trypanosomatida; Trypanosomatidae. The coding region runs from base 1 to 453 and encodes 150 amino acids. The record is from RefSeq and is a predicted model, not a curated record.